CCUUUCUCUUGUGUGGAUGCAGGAGCUGGUCAGACUGACCAUCGAGAAGCAGGGGCGUCCAUCGCCAACGAGCCCAGUGAAGCCCAGUUCCCCGGCCGGCAAGCCUGACGGUCCAUCUGAGCUCCCCCUGUCAGACCGAGAGAUGGAGAUCCUAACCAAGACGGCGGGGGUGUCACAGCCCGCCGAGCCCCUCCCAGAUGCCACGGAUGAAGAGGUGGCACCCCCCAAGCCCCCUUUGCCCGGUAUUCGGGUGGUUGAUAACAGUCCCCCACCAGCAUUGCCACCCAAGAAAAGACAGUCGGCACCUUCCCCUACCCGAGUGGCUGUGGUGGCCCCCAUGAGUCGAGCCACCAGUGGCUCCAGUUUGCCUGUUGGGAUUAAUAGGCAGUCAACAGGGCCGCUGGGCAGGGCGUGA
Molecule: messenger RNA, 415 nt
Organism: Otolemur garnettii (small-eared galago)
Lineage: Eukaryota; Metazoa; Chordata; Mammalia; Primates; Galagidae
Product: rap guanine nucleotide exchange factor 1-like
Exons: 4
Coding region: 17-415 (132 amino acids)
Source: RefSeq, a predicted model, not a curated record